CUGGCUGCUUCCCCACAGGACGACUGGAGGUGCCUGCAGGUCCCGGCCGAGCCAUGGCCCCCUGGCGCAAAACUGACAAGGAGCGAUAUGGAGUGGCCAUAUACAACUUCCAAGGGAGUGGGACCCCCCAACUCUCCCUGCAGAUCGGUGAUGUGGUACGAAUACAGGAGACCUGUGGAGACUGGUAUAGGGGAUACCUUGUAAAGCACAAAAUGUUACAGGGCAUUUUUCCAAAAUCCUUUAUCUACAUCAAAGAUGUGACAGUGGAGAGAAAAAGAAAUAUCGAGAACAUUAUUCCUGCAGAAAUUCCUCUGGCACAAGAAGUGACAACAACACUUUGGGAAUGGGGCAGCAUCUGGAAACAGCUCUAUGUGGCCAGCAAGAAGGAGCGCUUUCUCCAGGUGCAGUCCAUGAUGUACGACUUGAUGGAGUGGCGGUCGCAGCUCCUCUCAGGAACUUUACCCAAGGACGAGCUAAAGGAACUGAAGCAGAAAGUCACGUCCAAAAUUGACUAUGGCAACAAAAUCCUUGAGCUUGAUCUGAUUGUCAGAGAUGAAGACGGAAAUAUCUUGGACCCUGAUAAUACCAGUGUCAUCAGCUUGUUCCAUGCACAUGAAGAAGCGACUGAUAAAAUCACAGAGCGUAUUAAAGAAGAGAUGUCAAAAGAUCAGCCUGAUUAUGGAAUGUAUUCCCGGAUCUCCUCAUCCCCUACCCAUAGCCUCUAUGUCUUUGUGAGAAACUUUGUGUGCAGAAUUGGGGAAGAUGCUGAGCUCUUCAUGUCUCUCUAUGACCCCAACAAGCAAAUGGUCAUAAGUGAGAACUACCUGGUGCGAUGGGGCAGCAGGGGCUUCCCGAAGGAGAUCGAGAUGCUCAAUAACCUGAAGGUGGUCUUCACGGAUCUUGGAAACAAAGACCUCAACAGGGACAAAAUUUACUUAAUCUGUCAAAUAGUCCGAGUUGGGAAGAUGGACCUUAAGGACACGAACACAAAGAAGUGCACACAGGGACUGAGGCGGCCCUUUGGGGUGGCAGUUAUGGAUAUAACAGACAUCAUCAAGGGGAAAGCGGAAAGUGAUGAGGAAAAGCAGCACUUCAUUCCUUUUCACCCGGUGACAGCUGAGAAUGACUUCCUGCACACCCUGCUGGGCAAAGUCACCGCCUCCAAGGGGGACAGCGGAGGGCAAGGCCUCUGGGUGACCAUGAAGAUGCUCGUGGGUGACAUCAUUCAGAUCCGCAAGGACUACCCACACCUCGUGGACAGGACCACCGUGGUGGCCAGGAAGCUGGGAUUCCCAGAGAUCAUCAUGCCAGGGGACGUCAGGAAUGACAUCUACAUCACUCUCUUACAAGGCGACUUUGACAAGUACAACAAGACCACACAGAGGAACGUGGAAGUGAUCAUGUGUGUGUGUGCGGAGGACGGCAAAACGCUGCCUAAUGCAAUUUGUGUGGGAGCUGGGGACAAGCCUAUGAAUGAAUACCGGUCCGUUGUAUACUAUCAAGUCAAACAGCCACGGUGGAUGGAAACAGUCAAGGUGGCUGUCCCUAUUGAAGACAUGCAGCGGAUCCACCUGCGAUUCAUGUUUCGACAUCGGUCAUCCCUGGAAUCUAAAGACAAAGGAGAAAAAAACUUUGCCAUGUCCUACGUGAAGCUGAUGAAGGAAGAUGGGACCACUCUGCAUGAUGGAUGCCAUGACUUGGUUGUCCUAAAGGGAGACAGCAAGAAAAUGGAGGACGCCAGCUCUUACCUGACGCUUCCUUCUUACCGACACCACGUGGAGAACAAGGGGGCCACCUUGAGUCGAAGCUCCAGCAGUGUUGGGGGGCUGUCUGUCAGCUCCCGGGAUGUCUUCUCCAUAUCCACACUGGUGUGCUCCACAAAGCUCACCCAGAAUGUGGGCUUGCUGGGUUUGCUUAAGUGGCGUAUGAAGCCACAGCUGCUACAGGAGAAUUUAGAAAAAUUGAAGAUUGUUGAUGGAGAAGAAGUGGUAAAGUUUCUCCAGGAUACUCUGGAUGCACUCUUCAACAUCAUGAUGGAGCAUUCUCAAAGUAAUGAGUAUGACAUCCUCGUCUUUGAUGCUUUGAUCUACAUAAUAGGUCUCAUUGCUGACCGGAAGUUCCAGCAUUUCAACACUGUCCUGGAGGCUUACAUUCAACAGCAUUUCAGUGCUACCCUAGCUUACAAGAAAUUGAUGACGGUGCUGAAGACUUACUUGGACACCUCCAGCAGAGGAGAGCAAUGUGAACCAAUCCUAAGAACACUGAAAGCUUUGGAAUAUGUAUUCAAGUUCAUUGUUCGGUCAAGGACAUUAUUUUCACAGCUUUACGAAGGCAAGGAGCAGAUGGAGUUUGAAGAAUCCAUGAGACGGCUCUUUGAAUCCAUCAACAACUUGAUGAAAAGUCAGUGUAAAACAACCAUCCUUUUGCAGGUGGCAGCUUUGAAGUACAUCCCAUCUGUCCUCCAUGAUGUGGAAACUGUCUUUGAUGCAAAGUUACUCAGCCAACUCCUCUAUGAAUUCUACACGUGCAUCCCCCCCGUGAAGCUGCAGAAGCAGAAAGUCCAGUCCAUGAAUGAGAUAGUCCAGAGCAAUCUCUUUAAAAAACAAGAAUGCCGGGACAUUCUGCUUCCUGUCAUCACCAAGGAACUGAAGGAGCUACUGGAGCAGAAGGAUGAUAUGCAACACCAGGUCCAGGAGAAGAAGUACUGUGUCGAAUUACUCAACAGCAUUUUGGAGGUCCUCAGCUGUCAGGACGCGGCCUUCACCUACCACCACAUCCAAGAAAUCAUGGUCCAGCUGCUUCGCACGGUGAACCGGACAGUCAUCACGAUGGGGCGGGAUCAUGUUCUGAUUAGUCACUUUGUAGCAUGUAUGACAGCCAUCUUAAACCAGAUGGGCGACCAGCACUAUUCCUUCUACAUUGAGACCUUCCAGACCAGCUCUGAACUCGUGGACUUCCUGAUGGAGACGUUCAUCAUGUUCAAGGACCUCAUUGGGAAAAACGUGUACCCUGUGGACUGGAUGGCCAUGAGCAUGGUUCAGAACAGGGUCUUCCUGAGAGCUAUCAACAAGUUUGCAGAAACCAUGAACCAGAAGUUCCUGGAAAACACAAACUUUGAGUUCCAGCUGUGGAACAACUAUUUUCAUCUGGCAGUGGCGUUUAUCACUCAGGAUUCUCUACAGCUGGAACAGUUCUCGCACGCCAAAUACAACAAAAUCCUGAAUAAGUACGGGGACAUGAGACGGCUAAUUGGCUUCUCCAUCCGUGAUAUGUGGUACAAGCUUGGCCAGAACAAAAUCUGCUUCAUCCCAGGCAUGGUGGGACCCAUAUUAGAGAUGACUCUUAUCCCUGAGGCUGAGCUCCGGAAAGCCACCAUCCCAAUCUUCUUCGACAUGAUGCUGUGUGAAUAUCAAAGGAGUGGGGAUUUCAAAAAGUUUGAAAACGAGAUCAUCCUCAAGCUGGAUCAUGAAGUGGAAGGUGGCCGAGGGGACGAGCAGUACAUGCAGCUGCUGGAGUCAAUCCUGAUGGAGUGUGCUGCGGAGCACCCGACCAUCUCCAGGUCGGUGGAGAACUUUGUGAACCUGGUCAAAGGCCUUCUGGAGAAGCUGCUGGAUUACCGGGGCGUCAUGACGGAUGAGAGCAAAGACAACCGCAUGAGCUGCACUGUGAACCUGCUGAAUUUCUACAAAGAUAAUAAUCGGGAAGAGAUGUAUAUAAGGUACCUGUACAAACUCCGUGACCUUCACCUGGACUGUGACAACUACACAGAGGCUGCCUAUACACUCCUUCUCCACACCUGGCUUCUCAAGUGGUCAGAUGAGCAGUGUGCAUCGCAGGUCAUGCAGACAGGCCAGCAGCACCCGCAGACCCACCGGCAGCUGAAGGAGACACUCUAUGAUAUCAUCAUAGGCUACUUUGACAAAGGAAAGAUGUGGGAAGAGGCCAUCAGUCUGUGCAAGGAGUUGGCAGAACAGUAUGAGAUGGAAAUCUUUGACUAUGAGCUGCUGAGCCAGAACUUGAUCCAGCAGGCAAAAUUCUAUGAAAACAUCAUGAAAAUCCUCAGACCGAAGCCAGACUACUUUGCUGUUGGGUACUACGGCCAGGGUUUCCCCUCGUUCCUCCGGAACAAAGUGUUCAUCUACCGAGGGAAGGAGUAUGAGCGAAGAGAAGAUUUCCAGAUGCAGCUGAUGAGCCAGUUCCCCAAUGCAGAGAAGAUGAACACAACCUCUGCUCCUGGGGAUGAUGUGAAGAACGCCCCAGGCCAGUACAUCCAGUGUUUCACCGUCCAGCCUGUCUUGGAUGAACACCCGAGGUUCAAGAAUAAGCCGGUGCCUGACCAGAUUAUAAACUUUUACAAAUCCAACUAUGUGCAAAAGUUCCACUACUCCCGGCCAGUGCGCAGGGGGGCCGUCGAUCCCGAGAAUGAGUUUGCCCAACAGACCACAAUUAGCCCUCUGGAGAAUGCCAUCGAAACCAUGUCCACCGCCAAUGAGAAGAUCCUGAUGAUGAUAAACCAGUAUCAGAGUGACGAGACCCUCCCCAUUAACCCGCUCUCCAUGCUCCUGAAUGGGAUCGUGGACCCUGCUGUCAUGGGAGGGUUCGCCAAGUACGAGAAGGCCUUCUUCACUGAAGAGUACACCCGGGAGCACCCAGAGGACCAGGACAAGCUGACGCGCCUCAAGGACCUGAUCGCCUGGCAGAUCCCUUUCCUGGGAGCUGGCAUUAAGAUCCACGAGAGAAGAGUGUCAGAAAAUCUGCGGCCCUUCCACGACCGGAUGGAGGAAUGUUUCAAGAACCUGAAAGUGAAGGUGGAAAAGGAAUAUGGUGUCAGAGAGAUGCCCGACUUCGAGGACAGGCGUGUGGGUCGGCCCCGGUCCAUGCUGCGCUCCUACAGGCAGAUGUCCAUCAUCUCCAUGGCUUCCCUGAACUCGGACUGCAGCACGCCCAGCAAGGCCACCUCCGAGAGCUUCGACCUGGAAAUAGCACCUCCCAAGACUCCAAAAGUGGAGCAGGAGGAACCCAUCUCCCCAGGGAGCACUCUGCCUGAGGUCAAGCUGCGGAGGUCCAAGAAGAGAGCCAAGAGGAGCAGUGUGGUGUUCGCAGACGAGAAGCCAUCAGCAGAGUCAGACCUGAAGCGGCUCUCCAGGAAGCAUGAGUUCAUGAGUGACACCAACCUUUCGGAGCACGUGGCCGUCGCCCCCAGGGCAUCCAUCCUCUCUCAGAUGAGCUUUGCCAGUCAGUCCAUGCCCACCAUCCCAGCCCUCACACUCUCGGUGGUCGGCGUGCCUGGGACGGACGAGGCCAGCGCAUCCCCCCGCCUCAGCCAGACCUUCCUGCAUCUGUCAGAUGGUGACAAGAAGACGCUCAAGAGGAAGAAAGUGAACCAGUUCUUCAAGACAAUGCUGGCUGGCAAACCUGCAGAAGAAGGCAAGCCGACCUCUGACUCCAUGUCCACCGACCUGUGAGAUGCUGCUGACCACGGCUGUGCCUGGGGAGACGGGGAUGGGGGUUUCUGGAAUUGGAGACAGGCAGUGGGACAUUGAUGCCUCAAAGAGAGGGGAGCCCAUCCAUCAGUGGCCUGCACUCACACAGAGAGAGUGGGCUGCUCCGGGCCCCACUGUCACUGGUGAUAGACCUAGCAUCACCAGGGCCACUCACCCAGGUGCUGAGUGACGACGCCCCGUUUGGAUUCUUAGCCACACAAGGAACCACCAAGGAUGCCUUCUCCCAGAAUAUCUCCCCAUCAUCCUGGGCAUGUGUUUUUACAACCCAGUUUAUUAGAUAUAAGGAGCUAUAUUUUUGUGGUGUGUUUCAUUUUCUAAGUCCUAGCACUUAACAGAACAGCUCUUAAAUAUUCUUUUAUUUUAUUUUUGGUUAACAGUUUUGUACUUUAUAUUUUUAAUACAACCAGUCUCUUUUCUAGCUGACCAUCUCCAAAGUGUUACUGUUUCUUACUGACAAUAAAAAUGAUUCCAUGACUCAA
Molecule: messenger RNA, 5983 nt
Organism: Odocoileus virginianus texanus
Lineage: Eukaryota; Metazoa; Chordata; Mammalia; Artiodactyla; Cervidae
Source: RefSeq, a predicted model, not a curated record